Molecule: messenger RNA, 998 nt
Organism: Humulus lupulus (European hop)
Lineage: Eukaryota; Viridiplantae; Streptophyta; Magnoliopsida; Rosales; Cannabaceae
Product: MYB-like transcription factor ETC3
Exons: 3
Coding region: 87-518 (143 amino acids)
Biological process (GO): cell differentiation
Cellular component (GO): nucleus
Molecular function (GO): transcription cis-regulatory region binding
Source: RefSeq, a predicted model, not a curated record
UACCACUUUUGAAGUUUGUUGGCACAUUGCGCUCUGUUACUAUUUUGGAUCAACCUCUCAAUUCCAAAUGUCAUAUAUAUAUAUAUAUGUACACACACAAUACCGUAGUGUCCUCUCUAUCAUCACUUGCCUGUACUAAAGUUUUUAUUUCAUUCUCUUAUAUAUACAUAUACAGUCAGUUCAGUUCAGUUGUACUACAUAUAUAUAUAUAUAUAUAUAUUACUGGUAUAUUAAUAAUUAUGGAGAACAGCACCGACAGAAUUCGCCGCCGUAAGCAAGCCAGACAUCCCCAUAAUAAUUUUGAGCCUGAUCAAGAGGUUUGUAGUCAUGAGUGGGAAUUUAUAAACAUGACCGAGCAGGAAGAAGAUCUCAUUUAUAGAAUGUUUUCACUCGUCGGAAAUAGGUGGGAUUUAAUAGCUGGCAGGGUUCCAGGCCGAACAGCACAAGAGAUAGAGAGGUUUUGGAUAAUGAGACAUCAUGAUAUGUUUGCUGAGAGAAGAAAAAACCAAACAAAAUGAGUCAAAAUUUAAUUAGUCUAUUUAGUUGACAUAGAUUUUCCAUUUAUUUUUCUAGGAAAGAGUAUUCUUUCUAACAAUUAUUUAGUUAAGUCUAAGUGAUUUUAGUUUCAGAAAAUACCGAUUAUACCCCCCAAUUAAUCAUUCUUUUUGUUGGUGUGUUUGUGUUUUGUUUCGGAGAAGUUUUAACUUGUAUCUCUUGAAGCACAACAUCGAUCGUAUGGUUUGGUGCUAGAAAAGAGGGUCAACAGCUCUUUGAAUGGACUUCCAUGGCCAGGGAUGAAGACCCCAAAUUUUUUUUAUUAGUAUUUUAAGUUGUUUUAUGUUUUGGAUAUUAAUUAGCAUUAUUUUGAGUGUUUUUUAAUGGGUUGAGAUUAUUAUGUAGUUGAAUUGAGUGAUUUGUUAUCAAAUCUUCGACUCAAGAAAUUAUGUAGACGAUUUGGAGAGUCUUAAAAUAAUAAUCCAACUUUUUAUUUAUUUAUU